Molecule: messenger RNA, 2502 nt
Organism: Chenopodium quinoa (quinoa)
Lineage: Eukaryota; Viridiplantae; Streptophyta; Magnoliopsida; Caryophyllales; Amaranthaceae
Product: heterogeneous nuclear ribonucleoprotein Q-like
Exons: 9
Coding region: 606-2099 (497 amino acids)
Cellular component (GO): nucleus
Molecular function (GO): mRNA binding
Source: RefSeq, a predicted model, not a curated record
CGGGUCAUGGCUUUUAAUAGUGCUACAAGCCCUCCAACCCUACCUCUCUCUCAGGUAUCCAUUGAACUCAACGUUCUCCAUUGAAGCGCAGUUCACGUCCUCCGUUGAAUUGCACGGCGCCUUCUAAUACUUGUAUCCCCAUUGAAGCAGCUUCUGAGGUGCAGGUGACUAUAACGCAGAAUCCAUGUGGGAGGUGCUAUUAAUGGCGAAACCUCCUGAAUCCUGGUAUUUCAGUGAAAGGGGGAGUGUUCUUUUGAAAUGUUUCAAUCCAAUACAUUCAAAAUCCUAUGUAGCUACACACACAAUUCAAAAUGCCAUAUUCUAGUUCUUAGAUACCACUUGACGUCACAUUAAAAUCAAACACAAACAAUCCUGAAAAAUACUUGGGUGAUGCCUUUGAUUUAAUGUCUAACAUGGCUUUCCAGCUUUGUAAUUUGACAAUCCUGGUUAUCAGGUGAACCCAAAUCACACAUUAAAAUCAAACACAAUCAAUCCAGUGCAAAAAAAAAAAAAAAAGACCCUCUUUUGUCUACAUUAAUCUUUGCUUCCCCUUUCUCGCUGUAUUCCAUUAUUUAUUAAAAAAAAGAUGGCUUGUAUGCGUCCUCAUGGGUUUCCCUGAAAGUUCUCAGUUGAUUGAGGAUCUGCUUAUUCUCAGAAAAGAUUUACAUAUACCAGUCAUGGCUGAGGGUUCCGAGAUCGAUGAGCGUGUGGACCUUGAUGAUGAUAAUUACAUGGAAGAAACAGAUGAAGAUGUUGUCGAUGGCAUUGAGGAUGAGGCAGAGGAAGGAAUUGGUGAUGAUAAGGCUGAGGAGCAGGAUGAGGAAUUGAGAACUGAUGGUAGUGGAAAAGAGCAAUCAUCGGGACCUGAUCAAAGUCCCAUUGGUGAUGAACAUGGGGAAGAUGAGGAGAAAUAUCCAUCUUCAAUCAGUGAAGAGGACAAAGAGAAGCACGCUGAGCUUCUUUCUCUUCCUCCUUAUGGAGCUGAGGUUUUUAUUGGUGGGCUUCCCAAGGAUGUUACUGAAGAAGAUUUAAGAGAUCUUUGUGAGCCUUUUGGUGAAAUUUUUGAGGUAAAAUUAAUAAAAAAUAAGGAUACUGGUGAAUUUAAGGGAUAUGCCUUUGUAGCAUUCAAAACAAAGGAAGAUGCCCAGAAGGCAAUAGAAGAGUUGAAGAACAAAGAAUUUAAGGGAAAAACGGUCAGGUGUUCAUUGUCUGAUGCAAAGCACAGGUUAUUUAUUGGUAACAUCCCUAAAAGUUGGUCAGAGGAUCAGUUCAAACAAAUGAUACAUGAAGUUGGUCCAGGGGCAGAGAUAAUUGACCUUAAGCAGGAUGGUUUAAAUCCUGGCCGUAACCGUGGCUUUGCCUUUAUUGAGUAUUACAACAAUGCCUGUGCUGAUUAUGCUAGACAGAAAAUGUCUAGCGGAAGUUUUAAGCUUGAAGGGAACACCCUAACUGUCACCUGGGCUGAUCCGAAGAGUGCUCCUGACUCUGCUGCUGCUUCCCAGGUCAAGGCACUCUAUGUAAAAAAUAUUCCAGAGAGUGCAACCCCUGAACAACUGAAAGAAAUUUUUCAGCGCCAUGGAGAAGUCACGAAGGUUGUGUUGCCUCCUGCUAAAGGGGGACAAGGCAAAGGGAGUUUUGGGUUUAUCCAUUUUGGUGAAAGGUCUAGUGCUCUAAAAGCUGUCAAAGACACAGAAAAGUAUGAGAUAGAUGGUCAGGCGUUAGAAGUUACUAUGGCCAAGCCACAGACAGAUAAGAAGUCUGAAGCAGCAGCUUCCUUUACUGCUGGUUCAAACUAUCUUCCUCCACAAGCUUAUGGUUUUGCUGGAAAUCCAUAUGGUUCAGUGGGGGCUGGAUAUGGUGUUGCUGGUGGAUACCAACAGCCAAUGAUAUAUGGGAGGGGGCCGAUGCCAGCUGGCAUGCAAAUGGUUCCUAUGGUUCUACCUGAUGGCCGAAUCGGCUACGUCUUGCAGCAGCCGGGAAUGCAGAUGGCUGCACCAGUGCGGCCCCGUAGGAAUGACCGGUCCAAUGGAUCAGGUGGGCCCCAGGGGAGGGGUAAUGGAAGUGGAAAUGAUAGGACUAGAAGAUACCGACCCUAUUAGUAAUUUAGUGUGGAAGGGGAUUUUAAUCUUAUAUAUUAUGAGAGGAAGCAAUGAUGCCCGACUUCCAGUUUGGGGAAGUUGAAGAGACAAUAGGGCGUAAAAAAACAGAUGCAGAAAAUGGGAUGUCAAGCGAGUCAGGAUAAUUGAUAGUAGUUGUAUUAGUGUUGGUGGGUUAUUUGUAAAAUGGACUAAAUCUACACUUUGACUGAGACUACAUUUGGGAACCCCUAAUCUUCUGGCUAUAUUAAAUUUCCAUAUUGUUUAGUGCAAUCAGAUGUAUUUUAAAUCAGGGGUAUGUUAGUGUAAUUGCUUUGUUUGAGCCCUUUAAGGACUAUCAAUGAGUUAAGUGUUAAGUGUGAAGUGAAACUUGACUGUUGCUGUUGCUUAAAUAUGUUGCUUCUCA